Molecule: messenger RNA, 822 nt
Organism: Rotaria sp. Silwood2
Lineage: Eukaryota; Metazoa; Rotifera; Eurotatoria; Philodinida; Philodinidae
Source: the annotation of a GenBank genome assembly
AUGAAAGCUGUUGUCGGUGCUAAUCUCUUCGUUCCUCGAGAACGUCAAGAGCUGGUUAGUCGAACAAUCAAUGCUAAUAUUUUAAUUUCUCAGACUCAAUCAAAAACCAAGAUUGACGUGACAAGAUUGGGUGUAACAGGCGUCAAGUCAACGGCGAUGAAGACAAAAGGUGGUGCUUAUACUGUUCCGGUUGCUUCGUCCGCUGCAUCUUCUUCCUCAUCGUCGUCAAGCUCCUUCCACACAAAUCGAAAAUCUCGUCCAGCAACGAAAACAAAACAUGUCACUCCAACACCGUCUUUAGUCUCACGCUCAGCUUCGCCAUCAAAAUCGAUAAGUACUUCAGCAAUAAGCAGCAAUUCUCUUAUUAAUACAGGUCUGACACAGCCAGCCAAAGCUAAAGCAACGACAGCACCAAUGACUUCAACGCAAUCACUUGUACUUAAAGAUAAAACGAAGAAGACAACAAUAAAACAUGUUGCUAGUCAAAAGAAAAAGAACGGUGCAAGUACUGAACUAUCCUCGUCAGUCUCUCGCUCUGAUAGCGAAAGUGAAGAAGACGAACCAGCAGCAGUAACAACAGCAACUAUCGCUAAUGUGAAAACAAAUGGUACACGUCUCGCACCAGUCUAUCAACGUCUACGACAAAGAAAACCAGUGGCUGUUACAUCAACAGCAACGACGAAAGUGAGCAGUGGAAAUGGUGCAGCAGCAAAAUCUUCAACAGAAGCAAAGAAAGCUGUCGAUACUAAAAGAAAGAAUGAAGAUUUAGAUGACUAUGGUUUGAAUGGCGGGUUAGUGACUCUCUUCUUCAAUGGCUCGUAA